AUGGCCGACCUCACUGCGUGGGCAGUUCCACGAAUCAGCCAGCUGCUCCCGCUGGACGAGGAUUCACUCAAGCAGAUCAUCGAAUAUUCCGCCAGUCUUCCCCCAGACGCUUGUGCCGACAACCUGAAAAACCUCCUGGGUGACUCCCCCGCGGCCUUCGAAUUCAUUGCCUCCUUCAACGCCCGCCAGAGCGCCCGCUCGCCAGCGCCCACUUCCUCCCGCCGCGAUGACACCUAUGCCCCGAACAAUGGCCGACCGAAGGGAAAGAGCAAGAAGAGCAAGCCGCCGCUCCAUAGCGCCGGUCCGACGCGACGCCCGGCCAACUACGGUGAUGUGGGUGGCGGCUACAUGAAGUCGAAGGAAGAGGAGGAUUACAUGACCGCCAGCAAGCAUACACUGCAGCCUCCGCCUCAGUCUUCUGCUCCGACAUCCUCGGGUUCUUCGCGUGCGCAAUCGCCCGUGCACCCGUCAUCGUCCAAAGCGCCUCCGUCAGCCUCGGGCCCGGUCCUGUCAGAUAUGCUGCCAAAUGUGCGGUCCAAGACAGGCAAACAAUCACGACAACCUGGAGGGUCCGCCAAGUCGUCAAAAGGUGGUGCGGCGCUGACAACAAACGAUAUCACGGACCUGACAGCUGCAAUUGCUGCAUUGGAAGUCUCGACCAACCCGACCCUUGGCGAGAAGCGCAAGUGCGACUGCUAUGCUACAAUUCACUCGCUGUUCGACCCGGCCCCGAACUGUCUCAACUGUGGCAAAAUUAUUUGCUCAUUGGAGGGACUGCAGCCGUGUUCAUUCUGCGGCACACCCCUUCUCUCCUCAGAGGAGGUCCAGAGCAUGAUUCGGGAGUUGAAAGCCGAGCGUGGACAAGAAAAGAUGCGGGCCCACAAUGAGGGCGUUCACCACAGCGGAGGACCACGGCCUACUGGUCCCGACCCUGCGUCCUCGAGCAAACUAGAUGCAGCGAAGGCACAUCGCGAUAAGCUUCUCUCAUUCCAGGCACAAAAUGCCCGGCGUACCAAGGUCGUUGACGAAGCCGCCGAUUUUGAGACACCGAAUGUCGCGUCGACCCUCUGGAUGAGUCCUGCGCAGAGGGCCCUCGCCCUCAAGAAGCAGCAACGCAUUCAACGCGAAAUGGACGAGAAGGCUCGACCUGAGUGGGAAAAGAAAAAGACCGUGAUGAGCCUUGAUAUCAAGGGCGGGAAAGUCCGGCGGGUGUAUCACUCUGCUGCGGUCGAAUCGACCCCUGACUCCAGCGAACCGGAGCCCAUGGAGGAAGCCGAGGCCGACGCACCUCCGAGCAGAGGAGACGCCUUCAGCAAAAAUCCCCUUUUGGCCGCAGGAGGACUCAUGCGCCCCAUCUGGAAGGCUCCGGAGGGCAAGAAGGUGGAUCCGAGUGAGCGCGCCGAGCGAAAACAGACCUGGCGGCGAGUUCAGGACGACUAUGAUGAUAACGAGCAGUGGAUCCUGGAUGGUGGGACUCAAGGGCAUCCCGACACCGACAGCACGUAG
Penicillium argentinense is the source of this 1506-nucleotide messenger RNA. Its product is annotated as C2HC5-type zinc finger protein. Gene Ontology annotation, molecular function: zinc ion binding. The coding region runs from base 1 to 1506 and encodes 501 amino acids. NCBI's taxonomy places the organism in Eukaryota, Fungi, Ascomycota, Eurotiomycetes, Eurotiales, Aspergillaceae. The record is from RefSeq and is a predicted model, not a curated record. The transcript has a single exon. Gene Ontology annotation, biological process: regulation of DNA-templated transcription. Gene Ontology annotation, cellular component: nucleus.